CUGGCGGGAACCCCGCGUCGGCUCCAGAGGCCGGAACACCCGCUUAAGUCCCUUUAAGACCAGCUCGGUCGCUAGCGCCGCCGCCGCAGUUACUAGGGAUAUGGCGUCACCUGCGGGUGGGGCUUACGCGCCAGACCGGAAGCGGAAGGGGCGGGCCUCCGCGGGCCCAAGUUCCAGUGCUGUCGCUGCCGCUGCCGCCACCGCCAGUGCCCCUUCGGAACCGGAGCUGGCUGGGCCACAGCGCAAUAUGGUGGACUACAGUGUGUGGGACCACAUCGAGGUGUCUGACGAUGAAGAUGAGACGCACCCCAACAUCGACACGGCCAGUCUCUUCCGCUGGCGGCACCAGGCCCGGGUGGAGCGCAUGGAACAGUUCCAGAAGGAGAAGGAGGAGCUGGACAGGAGCUGCCGCGAGUGCAAGCGCAAGGUGGUCGAGUGUCAGCGGAAGCUGAAGGAGCUGGAGGUGGCUGAGGAUGAGGGCAGCAAGGUGGAGCUGGAGCGGCUGCAGGCCGAGGCUCAGCAGCUGCGCAAGGAGGAGCGGAGCUGGGAGCAGAAGCUGGAGGAGAUGCGCAAGAAGGAGAAGAGCAUGCCCUGGAAUGUGGACACGCUCAGCAAAGACGGCUUCAGCAAGAGCAUGGUCAACACCAAGCCCGAGCAGGUGGAGGAGGAGUCAGAAGAGGUGAGAGAACAGAAACACAAGACCUUUGUGGAGAAGUACGAGAAACAGAUAAAGCACUUCGGCAUGCUCCACCGCUGGGAUGACAGUCAGAAGUACCUGUCAGACAACGCCCACCUGGUGUGCGAGGAGACAGCCAACUACCUGGUCAUCUGGUGCAUUGACCUAGAGGUGGAGGAGAAAUGUGCACUCAUGGAGCAGGUGGCGCACCAGACCAUUGUCAUGCAGUUCAUCCUGGAGCUGGCCAAGAGCCUGAAGGUGGAUCCCCGUGCCUGCUUCCGGCAGUUCUUCACUAAGAUCAAGACAGCCGACCGCCAGUACAUGGAGGGUUUCAACGAUGAGCUGGAGGCCUUCAAGGAGCGCGUGCGGGGCCGCGCCAAGAUACGCAUCGAGAAGGCCAUGAAGGAGUACGAGGAGGAGGAACGCAAGAAGCGGCUUGGCCCUGGUGGCCUGGACCCCGUGGAAGUCUAUGAGUCUCUCCCUGAGGAACUCCAGAAAUGCUUUGACGUGAAGGACGUGCAGAUGCUCCAAGACGCCAUUAGCAAGAUGGACCCCAGUGAUGCAAAGUACCACAUGCAGCGCUGCAUCGAUUCAGGCCUCUGGGUCCCCAACUCCAAGUCCAGUGAGGCCAAGGAGGGAGAGGAGGCAGGUCCCGGGGACCCUUUACUGGAAACUGUCAAGCCAGAUGAGAAGGAUGUCAGCGCGUGACCCGCCCCAGCUGCUGCCCGCCUGCCUGCAGGCUUCCGUGCCCCCCUUUUCAGAAAAUGAAAAUAGAUGCCAUUGCCCUAGCUCCUGGCUUCCUUCACUUCCCCCCGCCCUCCAGCCUGGAAGACCUGCCCCAUGCCCUACCCCCUGCACUCAUCCAAGUCUUGCUUUGAGUCAAGGGCCUUCACUGCCUGAGCUCCCCCAUCAGCAUUAUGCCAAAGGCCCUGGGGUCCAGGAAGGAGCAGAGGUGGUUAGGCCGAUCCACAGGAGAGGGGGAGGGUCCCCCGCCGAGGGGCCUGCUCCAGUCACUGGGCUCUGUUUUCACUGUCAGCUGUCGAGUCUCCUAUGUGGUAAACAGCAGUGAUCUCCCAAUAAAGGAUUUCAGAUGCUCUGGA
Eptesicus fuscus (big brown bat) is the source of this 1776-nucleotide messenger RNA. RefSeq names its product cell division cycle 37, HSP90 cochaperone (gene CDC37). The transcript has 8 exons. NCBI's taxonomy places the organism in Eukaryota, Metazoa, Chordata, Mammalia, Chiroptera, Vespertilionidae. Gene Ontology annotation, cellular component: cytoplasm. The record is from RefSeq and is a predicted model, not a curated record. The coding region runs from base 101 to 1384 and encodes 427 amino acids. Gene Ontology annotation, molecular function: protein kinase binding; heat shock protein binding; protein-folding chaperone binding. Gene Ontology annotation, biological process: protein stabilization; protein folding.